AUGCGCAGACAUUUGAGUCUGCAGUUUGUUUGUUUUUUAGAAGAGGUUUCAUUAAAAAACCUCUUCCCCACGCAGAUCUGUCCGUAUGUCUUCCAACAUCUUCAAGACUCUCCUCUCUGUCCUUAUGUCUUCCAACAUCUUCAAGACUCUCCUCCCUCUUUAAAACACCCAUCUGGUCUCAAAACCCUAGCACCUCCACUUCUCCAGCCGACACCACCUCCUCCGCCACCAUCACCACCUCCACCUCCGACACCACCUCCUCCGCCGCCCGCCCCUGCUCUGCCACCACCUCCACCUCCGACACCACCUGCUCCAGCCUUGCUCCACCUACACUCCGCCACCACCUCCACCUCCGACACCACAUCCAUCUCCGAAAGCACCUGCUCCACCUCUACUCUGCCACCACCUCCACUUCCGACACACAUCUCCUCCGCCACUGUCCUCCACCUUUGCUCCGUCCGCCACCCCUCCUCCACCCACCGUCGACCCCUCCACCAUCGAUUUCAGGCAUGA
Messenger RNA from Helianthus annuus (common sunflower), 513 nucleotides. RefSeq names its product formin-like protein 14. Bases 1 to 513 code for a protein of 170 amino acids. The transcript has a single exon. The record is from RefSeq and is a predicted model, not a curated record. Lineage: Eukaryota; Viridiplantae; Streptophyta; Magnoliopsida; Asterales; Asteraceae.